AUGGGUGGUUCAAGUACUAGUAAUGUACCAUUGGAGGAAGAUUUGGUAUACGAUGUUGAACUUCUUCCUCAUGAUCCGGGAAAAAGAAUAAAUAUAAUGGAUUACCCCGCAAAUGAACGAAAUGCAGUUAGGAGGGGUUAUAUUCUUAAAAAACCUUGCCAACCAAAAACUCAUGACUUUCCUCAAAGACAAGUGUCUGGUUUAUGUCGCUUUAGUGUUCAUUGGUUCAAGAAAUGGGAUUGGCUUGAGUAUAGUAUUGAAAAAGAUGCCGCAUUUUGUUUUGUAUGUUACUUGUUCAAGAACAAAGUUGAUAGUUAUUCGGGGGGUGAUGUAUUUUUUGAUGGAGGGUUUAGGGCAUGGAAUAAACCGGAAAGAUUUGAGAAGCAUGUUGGUGGAAUUAACAGUGCUCAUAAUCUUGCUUAUGAGAAAUAUGUGAAUUUAAGAGAUGGAAAAACAAAAUCAAUCUUGAAUGUGUUUGACAAUGCAAGUGAGGUGAUUAAAAAUGAAUAUUUUAUUCGCUUGAAUGCAUCUUUAACUUGUUUAAGAUUUCUUUUGGGGCAAGGUUUGGCAUUUUGUGGACAUGAUGAAAGCGGGGAAUCAUAUAAUAAGGGUAAUUUCCUUGAGCUUUUGAAAUGGUUAGGAGAAAAGGUUGAGGAAGUAAGACAACAUACUCUUGAAAAUGCAUCUAAAAAUUGUCAAAUGAUUUCCUCUUCUAUUCAAAAGGACAUUAUUAAUUGUUGUGCCAAAGAAACAACUAGGUGCAUAAUAGAAAAAGUUGGUGAUGAUUACUUUUCCAUAUUAGCCGAUGAGUCAAGUGAUGCGUCCCAAAAAGAACAACUAGCUCUUGUUUUGCGCUUUGUUAAUAGAGAUAGUGGAAAGGUAAUGGAGCGAUUUUUAGGCAUUGUUCAUGUUGGUAAUACUACCGCUUUAACUCUUAAAGAUGCAAUCAUGUCUUUACUUGUUGAACAUUCAUUGAGUCCAUCUAUGAUAAGAGGGCAAGGGUACGAUGGAGCUAGCAACAUGAAAGGUGAAAUAAAUGGUCUUAAGACUUUGAUUAUGAAUGAUACUCCAAGUGCCUACUACAUACAUUGUUUUGCUCAUCAACUUCAACUAACACUAAUUGUCGUUGCUAAAAACAAUGUCUACUACAAGAGGGGGGGUGAAUAG
Chenopodium quinoa (quinoa) is the source of this 1167-nucleotide messenger RNA. RefSeq names its product zinc finger MYM-type protein 1-like. The transcript has a single exon. Lineage: Eukaryota; Viridiplantae; Streptophyta; Magnoliopsida; Caryophyllales; Amaranthaceae. The coding region runs from base 1 to 1167 and encodes 388 amino acids. The record is from RefSeq and is a predicted model, not a curated record.